ACCACGUGUCUCACCUCCUCUCCGGAGGCGCUAUUUACCGCGGACGCGUUGACCAGACGUCCACACUAAAGGUCCGGCGAGGAUCCGGCUGCACCGCGGUGGAAACGCGCGACACGACUUCUGCCGCACACGCGAAAUUAGACGCAAACUUCGUGCACGCGCGAUUAGUUGUCCGAUGGCGCCGCAAACGCACGUUCUGUCGGAGCCCAAACACGAGAUCGUCCGUCACAUCGACGAAGCCAAGGAGCGGCUCCACAGCCUCAGCCGGGAGAUCUGGACUUGUCCCGAACUCGCGUACGAGGAAAGGAAGGCCCACGACAGCCUGGUGGCGUUUUUCUCCCAGGAUGGAGGCUGGACGGUCGACCGUCAUUUCAAGCUGGAGACGGCGUUCCGUGCCACAUGGGGACCCGGGGGCGCCGACGAGGGCCGAGUGGUGCACGUCGGUUUCGUGUGCGAGUACGACGCGCUGCCCGGCAUCGGACACGCCUGCGGACACAACCUGAUAGCCGAGGUCGGAGCCGCUGCCGGGCUCGGCUUGAAAACUCUGCUGGAGAACAGCCCCAACUUCCCUGCACGGGUUCAGGUGACUGUGUUGGGGACACCUGCUGAGGAGGAUGGUGGCGGUAAAAUAGAUCUGAUAAGGGAGGGAGCCUUUGACGGACUAGACGUGGUAUUUAUGGCCCACCCCUCCCAAGAAGACGCGCCGUACCUGCCAUGUGUUGCUGAACUUGACGUUAUUGUAAAAUACCACGGCAAGGCCUCCCAUGCGUCGGCGUACCCGUGGGAGGGGGUCAACGCUCUGGACGCAGCGGUGCUGUGCUACAACAGCCUGUCGGUGCUCAGACAGCAGAUCAAGCCCAACUGGAGGAUUCAUGGUGUCAUAAAACACGGCGGGGUGAAACCCAACAUCAUUCCUGCCUACACUGAGUUGGAGUAUUUUCUGCGCACCCCCUCACGCGGCGAGCUUCCCCUCAUCAAGUCAAAAGUGGAGAGGUGUUUGAGAGCAGCGGCCAUGGCAACCGGCUGUGAAGUGGAAGUCCAGUUUGCGAGAAAUGUGUUUGACAACAUGUUGCAGAACGCUACGCUGGAAGAGUUGUACAAGAGAAACGGCAGAGCUUUAGGAAUGGAGUUCACCACAGACACGGAAGUUCUUACGAACGCCUCGGGCUCCACGGACUUUGGCAAUGUGUCAUUUAUAGUUCCUGGAAUACACCCGUAUUUCUACAUUGGCUCCGAUGCUCUUAACCACACUGAGGAAUACACUGCAGCUGCCGGUGAUGAAAAAGCUCAGUUCUACACCCUGCGGGCAGCGAAGGCUUUGGCCAUGACAGCUCUGGAUGUGCUGUUGUAUCCGGAGCUGCUCCACAGGGUGAAGGAGGAGUUCGCUGCGGCCAGGCUAAAGGAGGAGAGACUCCUGAAUGGCGAACAUGCAGAGGACACCUCAAAACUCAAGUAUGACAACUUACAGGGGGCCGCUGACCAGAAUUAAACUCCCUUCAGAGAGACAGACAGCGUGUUAGCUUCAUAAAGGUCAAAUGUAUUUGAUAAAAUGCAACUGCCCAUUGUAAAGUAUACCUUUCCUGUAUUAGAACUUUUUUUUAAUUUAAUUUCACUUGAAGCUUUAUCAAAAGCACUGAAAUGUUCACCAGAUGUAUUAUAUGCUCGUUAAUAUAGUUGCGGAUGAUGUUGUUCGUCACUAUGCGGCACGUUUUAAUCUUGAAUAUUGUAGAGGCAGAUAAUAUUGACCAUAUGUCAUCACAGACAUGGGAGAAAAUGUUUACUAUAACAAAACUGGGUUUUUUAUUGUCAUUGUCAAAGUUCAUUUUUUUGCCUACAAAUUUAGGCGAUAAAAUGACUCCCACAGGCCUACUGCAAAUUGAAAAUUACUUAACUGAUGAAACCUUUGCAGCAAUUCUGAAUGUCCUCAUAUUGCUUAAUCACUGGUCACAAUGAUGGGUAAAUGACUUGUUCAUUCUUUCUUGAGAAGUGACGUUGUCUUGUCAAGGUCACUUGGGAAAGCCAGGCCCUCACAUUGCCAGGGUCGGCGUUUUGAUCCCCAUUUGGAUGGAUCAUAAAAACUGUAUGGUGUUUCGGAUGCAAUGUUUGUUCCUUUAAAAGUGCUGAAGUUGGGAAGGAGAAUAAAUGAGAGGAAGUGCAGUGACUUUGUAAAGUCUCAUCAGAUCCUGAACACCAGAGUGCUCUCUCCUGUUCGUUUAUUGCCUGAAGAAUUGAGGUAAUCGCGUUAAUCGAGGCGUUUGUGAGGUGGGUGAUUGAGGCCUGGAAAGUUGGCAUGUUCGUAAGUCUUGCUCGCUCUGUGGUAUGUAUCCAUGUCACCGCUAGGUGGCAGUAAUGUAGCAGCGUUGGAUGAUGACGUUCGUCAAAAAAAUAAAGGAAGGAAGAGAAUAAACACACCACCGCUGGUCAUUAUGAAUAAUCCAAACAGCAACGCAGCGACACCCACAUCAUACGAUGGCUUA
Lampris incognitus (smalleye Pacific opah) is the source of this 2477-nucleotide messenger RNA. RefSeq names its product xaa-Arg dipeptidase-like. Gene Ontology annotation, molecular function: dipeptidase activity. Bases 176 to 1489 code for a protein of 437 amino acids. The record is from RefSeq and is a predicted model, not a curated record. Lineage: Eukaryota; Metazoa; Chordata; Actinopteri; Lampriformes; Lampridae. The transcript is spliced from 7 exons.